GUUUACAAGGGGUAUUUAUUAGCAGCAGUCUCCCCCUACUGUCACACAGCUUCACGGUCUGGCCGAGCGAAUAUAGUGAACUGGCUGCAGCUGGUAGAAGGCAUUUGUUGACAUUUCGUCUUUGACAGCCGGCCGGAGACACCUCUCCUCCGUAAAACAUCUUCAGCUGCCCACAAAGCGCAGUACGGGCUUCUUGUUGGCUGUCUGGGCGGAGGGAGGAGGAAGAAAUAAGCGAGCAGAGACGUCGUUUGGGGUUUUCUUCAAAGAGCCAGAAGCAGAGCAGACCCUGAUUGGAGAGGGAAUUACAACCACAGUUCCAGCCACACAGACUCUCUUCGCCUAGAUCAUGGAGCCCUCAGUUCUUCAUCUACUCUCCUCAAUCUUCCUUCUGUCUCUCCUCAUCCCCACUUGCUUUUCCCAGGCUGAGGCUGACUUCAUUGUUCAGACUCGUACUGGUCGAGUUCGAGGCAUUCGCCUGCCAGUUCCAGACCGGAGCUAUGUCACCGCUUUCAUGGGCAUCCCCUUCGCUGAGCCACCGGUAGGGAGGAGGCGUUUUCGUCCUGCUGAGCCCAAGCGUCCAUGGACUGGGGUGUAUGAUGCUAACGACUACCACAGUGCCUGCUACCAGUUUGUGGACACAUCAUAUCCUGGUUUCCCGGGCAUUGAAAUGUGGAAUCCUAAUAGAGAAAUGAGUGAGGACUGUUUGUACCUCAAUGUUUGGGUGCCUUCCUCACCCAGACCCCACAAUCUUACCGUCAUGGUGUGGAUCUACGGUGGAGGGUUCUACAGUGGUUCUUCUUCUCUGGACGUAUAUGAUGGUCGUUAUCUAGCUCACAGUGAGACAGUUAUUGUGGUUUCAAUGAACUACCGGAUUGGUGCCUUUGGAUUUCUGGCUCUGCAUGGGUCCUCUGAAGCUCCUGGCAAUGUGGGUCUGCUGGACCAGAGGAUGGCACUACAGUGGGUCCAAGACAACAUCCAUUUCUUUGGUGGAAACCCCAAACAGGUGACUAUAUUUGGUGAAAGUGCUGGUGGUGCUUCGGUAGGAUUUCAUCUAUUGUCUCCAGACAGUCGGCCUAUUUUCACAAGGGCCAUCCUCCAGAGUGGGGUCCCCAAUUCUCCCUGGGCCUCAGUCAGCCCUGCUGAGGCCCGUAGACGUGCGACGCUGCUGGGAAAGCUGGUUGGGUGUAAUGGAGGCAACGAUACUGAGCUUGUAGACUGUUUGCGCAGCAAAACUCCACAAGAAUUAAUUGACCAGGAAUGGCAGGUUCUGCCAUGGUCAGCUCUCUUCCGAUUUUCAUUUGUGCCUGUUGUGGAUGGCGAGGUUCUACCCGACACACCAGAGGCAAUGCUCAGCUCAGGCAACUUUAAAGAUACUCAAAUCCUCCUUGGAGUCAACCAGGAUGAGGGCUCCUAUUUUUUGCUGUACGGAGCCCCAGGCUUCAGCAAGGACAAUGAGAGUCUAAUCUCCAGAGAGGACUUCCUGGAAGGUGUUAAGCUGAGCGUACCACAUGCUAAUGAUAUUGGCCUGGAGGCAGUGGUUCUGCAGUAUACUGACUGGAUGGAUGAGAAUAACGGGAUGAAAAACCGUGAUGCCAUGGAUGACAUUGUAGGCGACCACAACGUUAUCUGCCCACUGGCCCACUUUGCUCGCUCCUAUGCCCAACACAACAUCCUCAAGGCUAACAUGGGAGGGCCUGGCUUCGGGAUGAUAAACAGUGGAGGGAACUCACAAGGUGGAAUCUACCUCUACCUUUUUGAUCAUCGGGCAUCCAACCUGGUCUGGCCAGAGUGGAUGGGUGUGAUUCAUGGCUACGAGAUUGAGUUUGUCUUUGGUCUGCCACUGGAGAAGAGACUCAACUACACCCUAGAGGAGGAGAAACUGAGCCGACGAAUGAUGAGAUAUUGGGCCAACUUUGCACGGACUGGAAAUCCAAAUGAAGGGCUGGCAGACAGAGGGAAACGCUGGCCUGUGUUCACUGUCAGCGAACAGAAACAUGUGGGCCUCAACACAGAACCACUGAAGAUCCACAAAGGUUUGCGGAACCAGAUGUGUGCUUUCUGGAACCGUUUCCUGCCUCGCCUCCUCAACAUUACCGACAACAUAGAUGAGGCAGAGCGUCAGUGGAAGGUGGAGUUUCACCGCUGGUCUUCCUACAUGAUGCACUGGAAGAGUCAGUUUGACCACUACAGCAAGCAGGAGCGCUGCACUGACCUCUGAGAGCCUGAGCAGAGAGAUGAGAAAAUGACAAGGAUGGGGAAUGCUGAAAGAACAAGCUGUGGCCAUUUUCCUCCAUAAUCCCUCUGUGAAGUCUGACUUCUUUUUGUUAUGUUUUCUGUUUCACAACACACGUAAACACAGGCACUGUUGAUCUUUAUUUAUCUAAUUUAUACUAUUUAUUGAUGUGAUGUUUUUUGGAAUUUGUGUCUGCGUGGAAGUUCAGGACUAUGGAGGGAACUUGUCAUCAGCACGGAGGAAUAUUAGAAAUGUCAAAGAUGUGUCAUUACCUCGAGUGUGUGUGUAUGUGUGUGUGUUUGUGUGUGUAUGUGGCUUGGAAGCCCCGUAGUGUAAGUCAGACCUUAAUCAGCCCAUGGCACUGCAGGUUGAUUGUAAAAUCACUUGUCUUUGUGGUCAUCUCAUCAUACUCAGCUUUUGUUUUUUGAGGAUUCCUUCUUUCUAACAUAUCAGGUUUUUGUUUUUUGGACUCAAGACCACUGUUUAUGUGUCAGGUUUCUGUCCUUCCAGUCUUGUUCUUAUUUACUGGUACUGUUGUAACCAAUAUUCCCAUUACUUGUCAUGCAUUUUCUGUGUGUUUUCCAUUAGUUAAAGCCAUAAAUUGCAUUGAAUCCAAGUCUUUCCUUGUGUUAAAAGGCUCCAUAAAACCUUACACUCCUUCAGUUUUCACCAGUGUUAAGAAAACUACUUUAUGUUAGCUCGGUGUGGCAUCUAGGUUUGUAUGUUGGAUUAUUCCAUUUCUACUGUAGAUAGCGUAAGACGUUCAGACUAACUGACUGGUGCCUAAUUCACAUUACAUUUCAGAAGUUCACUUUCGCUCAGACUGACAGUUGAAUAGAAACAGAAACAAAUCACGCUAACGUUUAUGGUCCUCCGCUUUGAGUGGGCUUACACCUCAGUCCUUCUAAAAUCUCAGCUGUGGUCUGUGUGGGUCAUUACUACUAACACCUGUACUGAAUUAUGUGUGUAUGCACAUGUGUGAUUGUGUAUGUGUUAUCUUAGACGUGUGUGUGUGUGUGUGUCAUUCACUCUUUGUCAUGUACAGCUGUCAUGUAUCUCAUUAACAUUUCUGCGUGUACGGCAGUCAUCCCUCUGUUCAUUCCAAUCCUCACUGCUUCAAACCCGUCCUGUUAUUUAUCUUUCCAUGCCUUUUCCUUCUCUCAUUCGUCCUCCCUAUUUAUUCCUCUCCACAUGUGACCUUUCCCUAUUUACUUCCUGUCCCUUCUUUUUCCACACAUUUCAAACCCAUCUUCUAUUCAUACUCUGUCUCUUCUGUUCUCCUCUUCUCCUCCUGCUGUUCCUCUCCCUCUGUUGUCCCCCUGUUGUGCAGCCCCUCGCCUUGCUUUCCACCUCUCCAUCUUUCUUUCCUUUAAUCUUCCUGUCCCUACUCUGGCUGUCAUCUCCAUCUCUAAUCAACCUCCACCCACCCUCCUGUCUUUCUUACUCUAUUCCUUUCAUCCUUCAGUCCCUCAUCACUCUUCUUUUUUUCCACUCCACCGUACUUCUCUUAGCCUUUUGCCAUUUCUUUUAACUCCGACCCAUUUAACUUUUCUCUUCAUUUUUCUUCAGCUCCUUCCCCAUCCUACUCAGCUGCAUCACUCUUUGCCUUCCUCCCUCUCUGCUCUCCAUCCCUGCCCCCUCUCCUAUCUCGCUCCGUCCUCUUGCUUUCUUGUUAGUCUAAUGGACGCAGAGUAAUUCACUCAGCAGCAAGAUAAUGUGACAGAGCGCUGGCUCAGCCUCUGGCCUGCCAGCCAACAGGAAUGAUGGAUAGAUGGAUGGAAAAUGGAGGUAAAAAGGCAGAGAGAGGAAAAGACGAGAGCAGAGAAAUGGGCAUAGCAGAAGGAGAGGUGGAGAUAUGAUGGAAAGAUAAAAAGACAGUCAGAGAAAUACACUUACAUAACUAUAGAAAUACUGUAUGUGUAUUUGCAGCUUACACGUAUUACACAUGAGGCUCUAAUAAUGUGACAAAGCAUUCAGAUUGAUUCAAUUCAUCUGGCAAUGACAGAAAAUAAUAGUCUUUCCCAGCUGAAUUGAUGAAUCCUGCCAGGCCUUUACAGGGUCCCGCCCAGGAUUUGAUUGCUUUCUCUUCAAAGUAUAGCUUUUUAUCUUUUAACACAGUCGUAACACAUUUUGAAACAUCAGUGACUUCAGUGGUAAGGUUUACUAACAUACAAAUAAAAAGACAAAUGCCUAAAGGUUUUCUCCAUUUUAUUUAUGGACUUUUGGUCAGAAAUAAAACAGAAUUUCAGUCAUGUCAAAAGUUUAACAAAACACUUGAAUCAAAAGCUUCCUCAGCUGGCCCCCAAGUUGGCCAUAACCUCCUACUGUGCUGAUGUUUUGGUCUUAUUUUGAUGUCUUCAGAACCCUGAAAGUCCUGAAAGAUGAUUUUGUACAUAUCAUAUGUAGGAAUGUACAUAAGAUAUGGGCAUAAAAGUAGUUAGUGCAUGCAAGUUCCAUAUGCUAGAAGUAUGUUAUUAUGUUGCUGGAGCAAGAUAGUUUACUUCACAAGUUGUUGUCUUGUGUGCAUAAGACCCACGUUGCUCCUUCGGUAACCUCAUGGAACAAGAUCAUUUACAUAGCAGCUUAUGUCUUUCGUGAACAUGUCUCAUAUUCUGGACACUCGGAUGACGACUUGUCUAUAUGCUGUGUCACAAGUUACUAUGUGGUGGUAACGUAAAAAUUCCCUUCACAAGUAUUUUUCUUGCAAGAACAAAAUCUCUAUGUCGUGCACACAGAAUGAUAAUAAUUGUGCACUUGAGUUAUCUAAUCUUUCUUGGUGUAAAAUAUAGAAUAAUCUUACAGGACUUUGGGGCCUCUAUUCUGAACAGAAUGCUGCCUUCACAAUCAAACCUGAGUGUUUGAAUCAUUUGUCUGUCUACCACCCAGGUCAUCCCUGUGUGUGUGCGUGUGUGUGCCUGUGUGUGCGUGCGUGCGUGUGUGUGCGUGUGUGUGGUGGCACUGUACUUUCGGUUAGCCUCUUUGCCAGUUUUAUUUAAGUACUGGGAGGUAACUGAAUUUGCGCUCUGAUUGGCUGAUGGCUGUCCCAGCAAAAUGUCUCUGUUGGCAUGUGAAGCUCCUAUUUAUGGCUCAGCGUUGUUUAGUUUAGCUUUAAAAAGAACUAAAUAUGAUAAAAAAGGAUUGUACCUGAUGUCCAAAAUACUUGUGAAGAAUGCAUGUGUGAAAGGCUGUGUGAAUGACAGCCCCUUCAGCUCCUCUCAUCCAAUGGGAGACCCUGUUUAAGCCCCACCCUUUUCCCUUGCCUUCCUAUCAAGUCCUUGUGCAUGUCCUGAAAUCCACCAUCCCCAGUAUAUCCUAAAAAACCUGGACUGUUAUUUUCUGUAAAAUUUGUACUUUUCAACAAAACUAUUAUCAAAGCAAGUAAUAUAUCUCUAUUGUUAGGUAUGUUUGAUGUUAGCAAUAACAUAAAUACUUCAGUAAAGGAAUAUAUUUGAUAUUUAAAUGCAGUGAAAAUAUAAUGUGAUUAUACAGCAAUGAUGAUGGAUAGAGGUUGUGUUUUAAAAGCAAUAUUAUUCUAAGUAUAAACUACAAAUGAGUGCCAUAAACAUUUUCUUGUAUCUUUUGUUUGACUUUGUUUCAGUCCUCUGCCUCAUCAUUGUUUGUUCCAGUCACUAGUACUAUAAGUGUUGAAGGCUUCUGUAGCUUCCUAGUAUGUCUCUGUGUAUUAUGAAUGCUGACUUGGUUAAGCUAUAGCAACAGAAAUAAAGACACCCUGCUGCUUCCGUC
Messenger RNA from Acanthochromis polyacanthus (spiny chromis), 5977 nucleotides. RefSeq names its product acetylcholinesterase (gene ache). Gene Ontology annotation, biological process: choline metabolic process; acetylcholine catabolic process. Bases 347 to 2218 code for a protein of 623 amino acids. NCBI's taxonomy places the organism in Eukaryota, Metazoa, Chordata, Actinopteri, Pomacentridae. The record is from RefSeq and is a predicted model, not a curated record. Gene Ontology annotation, molecular function: acetylcholinesterase activity. Gene Ontology annotation, cellular component: plasma membrane. The transcript is spliced from 9 exons.